This is a messenger RNA of Haliotis rubra (blacklip abalone), 4755 nucleotides long. Its product is annotated as eukaryotic translation initiation factor 2-alpha kinase 3-like. The transcript is spliced from 18 exons. Lineage: Eukaryota; Metazoa; Mollusca; Gastropoda; Lepetellida; Haliotidae. The record is from RefSeq and is a predicted model, not a curated record. The coding region runs from base 78 to 3221 and encodes 1047 amino acids. Gene Ontology annotation, biological process: protein phosphorylation. Gene Ontology annotation, molecular function: ATP binding; protein binding; protein kinase activity.
UCUCGCGAUGGUUGUAAACAGAAGAUGACUGUAUGUUGUGCUGAUGUGUAUUAUUUGAUGUAAGCUACAACCUAUAGAUGGGAAGAAGGAGGGGACGAAGAUGGUUUUCACGCAUAGUGGGAGUAAUUGCGUCUUUGGCCGCACUGUGCGUUGCAAAAAGUAAUGUAGAGGCGUCGAAUGAUCGGCCGAAGUCCUGCCCCAAUCCGGGGCAGGAGUCGGCGCGAGACAAAUACAUGAUGGUGGUGAGCACCCUGGAUGGACGGGUGUCGGCCCUGGAUGUCGGGGACAAGGGGCAGCUGAUGUGGUCAGUUCAGGCUGACUCACGUCCACUGCUGUCUUCAAGUAUCAGCAAAAUGGAGGUGAUGCGCGAAGGUGUACGGACACGACUCAUUCCGUCACUAGAUGGCGGUCUGUACCAAUACGAUGGAGACAGUAUUGAGGCGGUUCCUAUGACAGCAGAGACGUUGCUCUCUUCAUCCUUCAGGUUGUCUGACAACACUAUGAUGAUCGGUGGGAAGGACAUUCGGACAUACGGACUAGAUCCCACUAGCGGACAGAUCCGCUACCUGUGCACAAUGGCAGGAUGUCACGAUCUUAACCAGGGCGACGCCCGAGCAGAAGAUGACCUCAUCGUCAUCACACGCAACACUCAGACUGUUCGUGCCGUGGAUGCAAGGCUCGGAGUGGAGAAGUGGAACUUCAGUGUAGGUCGUCAUGAGAUAGAGAUCAUUGAUGGUGCAAAAUCCACUCACCCAGAUGAGAUAGACGGGGAUGAUGAUGACGACGGUGUUACCAUAGCAACAUGUAAUCCAGGUGAGGGUUUGUCACCAGAAGAAAUGUCUGAAUUCGAAGGCUACCUGAAGAUCAUCGUGCCAGAGGGGAUGAUAGUCGCCCUCAACCCUGAGGACUCUGUUAGUGUUAUGUGGCAGCACAAGUUCUCCAGCCCGGUGGCCAAUGCAUGGCUAAUGCACCAGGGCAAGCUGAAGCAGAUGAGUCUGUUUGACACACGCCAUGUUCCCGCCAUCUCCAGCUUCCAGCCCCAUGACAUCGACAGCCCACCAGGGGAUCCACUGCUUUAUGUCGGCAUGCAUCAGAACCAGCUUUAUGUCCAGCCAUCCGAUCAGAUGCAGGAGACAGUCGCUGCUGCUGCUGCCACCGCCGCAGCUGCCAACAGCAUCCAGGCUGCGCCACUACGGAUCACCUGGAGACCCUAUCUCAAUACAGCACCAUCACGGACACCUAUAAUGAACACUGACCCCAACCAACCCCAGAUAGCUGAAGGAGCGGAUGCUGGGCAGGCUGAAACUUCACUCAUCUCCUGGCAUGAAAACUACCCCUUUGACAAUGGUUACUAUCUGUUCCCUGACUUCUCCCCAACAACGCUUGCCAUUGAGGAAGGGCCAAACGGAAGCAGGCGGGAUGGUGGUAUUAACGUGAUGGGCAUGAACAUACCACUCUGGACCUGGUGGAAGGAGAUGGUGGCGAUCACCCUGAUGACGGUGGUGGUUCACCUGCUGCUGAGCAGAUAUGCCCACAAAGAACUGCCCAACUCCAGCAGACAGGUGUCUACUGAUAGUACCAACAGCAAGGGGUCAGAGACCUCACAGUCUCCACCAGAACCACAGAAACAGGAGGAAUAUUCUUCCAGGUUCAGCCAGGACUUUGACUGCCUGCACUGUUUAGGAAAAGGAGGAUUUGGGAUUGUGUUUGAAGCCAAGAAUAAAGUGGAUGAUUGCAACUAUGCUGUGAAGAGAAUCUGUAUCCCCAACAGGGAAGGUCAUAAGGAACGGGUUAUCCGAGAGGUGAAAGCUUUGGCCAAGCUGGAUCACGUGGGUAUUGUCCGAUUCUACCAUGCCUGGCUGGAGACACCCCCUUCAGGCUGGCAGGAGGAGAGAGACAAACAGUUUGAAGACAGUGAAUGCCUGACACCGACGCCAUGCAACUCAGGGACAGACGUAUCCUCCAUAUCUCGAUUCCCACCAAACCAGGCCAUGGAACCAAGUCUCUCAGACCUCAACCCUUUUAUUAACAAACUGGGAAUCCUACCCGAGGAAAAGUCUUUGUCUCUCAGCCAUCUCAACCAUCUUCGUGAAGGAACCAGUCAAGAGUUUUCUGCUCAUUCUGAUCAGGAUUGUUCCACAGAUGAAAGUGGGUCUUUCAGUUACAUUGGUGCAGAGCCUGACAAGCAACUCGCAGAAGAGGAAGAUUCAUUCAGCAUUGAAUUCAUGAAUUCUCAGUCAGGUGUAACGAAAUCUAAGUCAACUGACAUACCGUUCCAGUCCUAUCUCCAUUCAUCAAAUACCAGCAUGCACCAGUCACGUCAAGGUGAUGCAGACUCAUUCAGUAUUGUGUUCGAAGAUUCAGGGUGCAAGGAGAAAAGCAGUAAUGAUCUUUCACAAGAAAGAGAUGAUUCAGGAGAAACAGACUCCCAUGUUGUGUUCAAAGACCAUUCCAUUCGGAUUGAGAAAUCUGAAAGCUCCGGUUUUCCGAGCAAAAGCUCUGAUAGACACAUCUCCACGGAGAAGGACAGCCACAGUGUAGGAAAGAAAGUUCCGACUCCAAAGGUGUAUGUGUAUAUUCAGAUGCAACUGUGUCGGAGAGAGACGCUCAAGGAGUGGAUGUGUGCAAACACCCUGAACCGGGAUAGGAAUACAAUUCUGGAUAUAUUUGACCAGAUAGUGUCUGCUGUUGAAUAUGUACAUGAAUGUGUACUUAUGCACAGAGAUCUCAAGCCUUCUAAUAUUUUCUUCUCUGUGGAUGGGACAAUCAAGAUUGGAGAUUUUGGCCUUGUGACAGCUCUUGUAGAAGCACAGGACGUUGUCGGAGAAGCUGGUGAUGCCUACGCCAAGCACACGGCUGAGGUUGGCACACAGCUCUACAUGAGUCCAGAACAGAUUGCUCGACGUCAGUACGACCACAAGGUGGACAUCUUCUCCCUGGGAAUGAUCUUGUUUGAGCUGCUGUAUCCAUUCUCCACCCAGAUGGAGAGGGUCAGGACACUGAUGGACAUCAAGAAACAGAUUUUCCCAGACAGAUUCAAGCGAGAAAUGCCAAAGGAGCACACAGUGGUCAGCUGGCUUUUAUCACAGAAGCCUGCCAAGCGUCCAUCUGCUCGCGAUAUAUUGGAGAGUGAUCUUUUGAAGGACUUUGCCCCACGUAGACAGGCCAGCAGGUUCCGGACUCGCACCAUCAGCAGUGGAAGCAAUCACUCCGGCAGUUAAUGAAUGGCUCAUAACUUGUCUGACUAAAAUAUGUUUACUUGUGUAGACAAUUAUGUGACAGUAUGUAUUUGAGGUACCUCUGGGCCAGGAUGUUCAACAUUGACUGCAGGACUUGCCAGCACAAGACAUUUGGGGGGACAGGACAAGCCAACAAAACAAAAUAACCUGCAUGAUAUAUGCAAGGGGAUCAUGAGGCCAAGAGUUUCAACAAAGACACAAGAUAAGGGUGAUUUAGGCAGGGAUUUGAGAGAAUUUUUUGGCAGGGAUUUGAGAGCUUUUCAAGAAGUGAUUCCUUGGUCCCCGAGAACCUGUAUAUAUGAGAAAUGUCAAAAUUAAAUGGGCUCCUGGCAUACUUAAAUUUUGCUGCUUUAUUUUAUCUUGCGGCUACAUUUUUCUCCACCUUUGAACAUUGGGGUCAUGACAAGAACCCCUUUCAUGCUUAAUUUUGAACACUGCAUGAGGACAGCAUUAAGUACUGUGAUGUCGCCAGUGAUUGGCUGUUUCAAACAUUCCAUAAAAUCCAGGAAAACAAUGUUGAAGAACUUUGUAACUGUUUGAAAGGUUCCAAGAAACAACUUUAUAAAAUAACAAGCAUACUUGAAACAGGUUAACUGAUAAUAUCUUGAUAAUUUAAUAAGGUCCUGAUAGCUGAUAGCUGUUUCAUCCUUGACGUAGUUAGUGUAUAUGCCUGCUCUGAGGAGGAUGUGAAUGCUUGAUUAAGGUAAUGGUAAGGACCAACAUGCUUUUCUGGCUUUUUCUGUCACAGACAUGUCUACUUACCAUGCACAGAGUUGAACAUCAAGCCAAACUCACAUAUGGCCAAAUAUUUAUUCAUAUAUUUAUGAAUAUCUUACAUCAUAUUGCACAGGGAUUGAUUAUAUCAUCUUUUGGGGAUUAUUCAGGGUUCUCACUUGAGUCCAAAAAUUGCCAUCUAGAUUUAGAUUUUCAUAUAUAAAAAAAUUGGGCACAUGUGCACCAAAGGGCUGAUAUAUUGGUUUGUAAACAAUUUUACAUAUUUCAUAUGAUUGUCACAUGAUAACAUAGUCAAAUAUAUUUGAGCUGAUCAUACCAAUUAAUUUGAUUAUUUUUAACAAAAACGUUUACAAUUUUAGGUAAUUGAAGGUUUUAAGGGAUUGGUAGAAAAAUGGUUUACAGAUGGUGUUAAUCAUAUCAGCAGUUUAGAUUUACAUAGAUAGUUCCAAUAUAUGUGAGAACAGCAGAAAGUUUGGGCAGUAUUGUAUGUGGUGAUCGUAGUAUGUCAUCUUCACUUGUGCCAUACAUUCAAGUUCCAGUACCACUUCGAACUUAAAUGCAUUCAUGUAUCAUGAUGUAUCAAUCUUUCUGUGUAAAUACUUUUUAUUUGGUAUUUUUGUGUUCAGAUUUGCUUCAUAACCGCUAGAAGGUAUGUGGCCAUCUUUCCAAGGCAAGGAUGUUAACUUACUGUAAAAGUCCACUUUCUACCCUUUCUGAACUUGGCUAUAACUGGAGAUAUAAUUUGGCUGGACAUGACGUCAGUGUAUAGUCCAAUUAAAAC